UAACGCAACCAACUGCUCCGAGUCAAAUUGAGUUCACAUCCGUGUAGUUAAAUUAUUACACAGCGCCCCAACUAUUCCAAGCGGCUGAUGUUGGAAACGUGCUGUUAUUUACAUGUCUAUUUUUGUACAUGUAACAGUUUAGCCUUGACGAUUCGCCUGCAACGUAGAUGCGCUCCGACUUGAAAAUCAAAAUUUCUCAUACAAGGGUUUUGUAUUGGGGACAGUCCUCGACUAUAUCCGAUUAACGGGUUAAUUCAGUUUGUCUUGAACGUUUCAAAUACAGUGCAUUCAUUCAAAUGGAGUUAAAGGUGUGAAGGGCAAAAUAUAACCGGCAGGCUACCCUAUUGAAAUUGACCUUUUAUAAAAUCCUUGACGUUGUGGAAAGGGGAGCUGUAGCCUUACACGAUUGCAGUUAGCCUUAUCUUUUUAGAAAAACCCAACAGUACGGCAGAAUACUGAUUUCCCAAUAAGUUUAAGCUAUAAAAUAACGUCAUUCCUUGCGCCAUGUGGGGGUCAGCCCUUGAAGACUGCAGGGCGUUUCGAGUGUAAGGCUAAAGUUGCUGUUUAGCGCUAUCAAAUACUCUAGCAAAAAGACAAGAUAAAGACAUCGAGAGAGAAACGAACGUAGGCAGAAGUGAACUGUUGAGUGUCCUACUAAUAUCUCCGGUAUAGCGCCCCAAUUUCUCCCAGCACUGGAAUUUACUGUCACGAAUCACUUUGAUUUAUCCUGUUACCCAACCAGCAAAGGUUCUCAACUGCUGGUAACUACCAUAUCGCAUUGUCCGACGCAGAAGAAACAACUUGGUUCAGUGGAAACUCUUGUCGUCCAAGUGUAUUGUAUUGUGACGUUUUUCAGCUCAACCAGCUAGUCGUGUGUAGUCUACCAUGGCUAAACAGCAUCUGCUCGUAGUGAUUUUGGCUUUUUUCGUUUGGUUUUCCAACGCCACAGUUACAAGUGAAAAUCAAACUGUUUUAGAAAUCCAAAGAAAUUCGUCAACCCGACAACAAAUUUUAUUCGACGAGAAGAUCCGGUGCUGCAAAAGUGGGACUACAUACCUGCCAGGAUUGGAUCAGUGCGUACCAAAUUUUGUCUCCACUUUGUACAACGAAUCGUUUCCGAAUUAUUCGUUCGAGGAUCCGAACGACGGUUUGACUGAUUGCCCGGUUGGAUACGUCAGUCACAGCACAGAGGAUUUUCAACUGGAAAACGGCACCUUAUUCGUUGGUAACAAACGGUUGGAGUCCAAUGAAUUCUGCAUCAACAGAAUCGAAGACGAAAAUUAUUCAACAUCCCCUGGCAAAUUUGUGGCUCGUUAUUGCGUUCCUGAUCCUUGCGGUGAGUCGGGAUGCAUUCGAAAGUGUUGCCCUCCCGGCAUGGCCAUGGUCACGAAAUAUUAUCACGAUCUGUCUCCAAUUUCAAUAUGCGAGCCGCAUCCUGUACCGUUUAAUUUGUCACUUUUGCGUAACCCGCAAAAUGCAUCAAUCGACACCAAUUCUUUUUCCAUCCAUGGCGGACUUGGAAUAAAAUGUGGAAAUCUUCCACGAGAUCAACUUUUUAAUUUUUCGAUGCGUCCCGAUGGCCAGAUUGUUCUUCAUUUAGAAGAUCAAACCGACGAGAAAACGGACCAGUACUGCAUUGACAAUCUAGUUGACGGUGGAAACAUUAACGUGAUGGCAAUAGUGUGUUUUCCGGAGCAAGGAGAAGAUUCCAAAGGCGCGUUUCUAUUCGGAUGUUUGAAUCUUUUUGCCACGGUAUUUUUAGUCGCCACCUUAUUGGUUUUUGCAAUUCUACCAAAAUUGCGCAACCUCCACGGUGUUAUCGUCAUGUGUUACUUGGCCUCCAUGACAGUCACGAACGUUUUUCAUGCUAUUCUGAUGCUCGUGAGAGGUAGCGAUAUGCCACCCGGUCUUUGUUCAACAUUAGCAAUUUCAUUACAUUACGCCUACAUCGCCACUUUUUCUUGGCUAAACGUCUUGUGCUUUAGAGUUUGGCGGAUGUUUAGUUCCUUCAAAUCUCCGACAAACCCAUCCGUCUUGGGUAAACAGUUUUUCUAUUCCUCCGUUUACGGAUGGGGUAUUCCAUUCGUCAUCGUGGGCAUCGGACAAAUCCUCCAGCACAGCGAUGUGCCAGACGACAUCAUUAAACCAGGAUUGGCAUCAAAAUUAUACUGUUGGUUCAAUCAUAAAGAUAGAGGACCAUUAAUCGCCUAUUUGUACGCCCCGAUGAUGGCCAUGAUUAUUGCCAACGUUUUCAUGUUCGUUUGGGCUGCGUUCAGUGUUUGCCAGCAGAGAAGUGCCGAAUCAUCGCAAACGACUUCUAAAAUCCGAAAAUUUAAAGUGAUCCUGAGUCUCUUCUUGUUGAUGGGCGUUCCCUGGACAACCGAAAUUAUUACUUUCAUGGCGGAUGCCAGUUUUGAAAGUGCCCUGGUCACCGACAUAUUCAACAUCAUCUCGCCACUUUUCAUUUUCAUCAUUUUAGUCUGUAGGCCGAGCGUGUGGAAGAUGAUCAAACUCAAAUUCCCGUGUUUGAACCCCUUCAUCACUGCGUGUGAAAAAAUAGUUUCACGUAUAAUCCCCAAGAAAAUUAACCGCCAUCAAUCUGCUAGUGCUAAAGAAAGACUCUGCAAUUCAAACACGAAUGGUAUCAAUAAUAGUUACAAAACUUCCCAGCAAAAUCUAACGUCCGAAUCGACGGACCCGAAACAAAUUAUGGAAUUACCUAGCUUUUUUGACGUGGUUGUAAAAUAACUUUUAUUAAAAAAAAGCUUCUUUUCUAUGGAACGCCGUUUGUGCCACUUUUUAAACAUAACGUUGUUUUUUAUAUUAUAAGUACCAACUAUAUUGAAACCAAUUUUUGAUAUAAUGAAAACAAUUUCUUUAUUACGAAUCGAUUGAACCUUGGAUUGAACUAUACCUUUUGUGUGCUCCUUAAGUAUAAUAAUACAAAAGACGAAAAUUUUGUU
This is a messenger RNA of Daphnia pulex (common water flea), 2963 nucleotides long. Its product is annotated as probable G-protein coupled receptor Mth-like 3. The record is from RefSeq and is a predicted model, not a curated record. Bases 886 to 2748 code for a protein of 620 amino acids. Gene Ontology annotation, cellular component: membrane. Gene Ontology annotation, molecular function: G protein-coupled receptor activity. Lineage: Eukaryota; Metazoa; Arthropoda; Branchiopoda; Diplostraca; Daphniidae. The transcript is spliced from 7 exons. Gene Ontology annotation, biological process: G protein-coupled receptor signaling pathway; cell surface receptor signaling pathway.